Theileria parva strain Muguga is the source of this 645-nucleotide messenger RNA. Its product is annotated as putative integral membrane protein. The transcript has a single exon. The coding region runs from base 1 to 645 and encodes 214 amino acids. The record is from RefSeq and is a predicted model, not a curated record. NCBI's taxonomy places the organism in Eukaryota, Apicomplexa, Aconoidasida, Piroplasmida, Theileriidae.
AUGUGGAAGAAGCUUGGAUAUAUAUUUUGUUUGAGUAGUGGGUUUAAUUUUGUGUUAUUUCAGGCGUUGUUUGUGCAUUUGAAGUUUGGGAAACUUAACGUAGAGUUAGAGCCUGAGCGUGUUCCAACGGCCUCUAAGGCCUGCAUGGCCGUGGGAAUCAUACAUCUCCUCGUAGUAAUACUAACAAUACUAUACAUAAAAGGAGUUGUCAAGUUUAACCCUGUGCAUUAUUUUAUGAGAGUGUUGAACAUGGCUGGUAGACAUGGACCAGCCACAGGUCAGAACCGAUACCGAAGAUUCAAUGAAGCGCAUUUCGAAUCAGAUUUCCCAGCCUCUCCAAACCUUUCCGAUACCACAACUCCGCUACUGCAUACCAGUACCGUUUUUGAUACCUCCAAUAGCGGUGUAUUUGGUAAUGGUACAGUGUUGGAGAAUGGUACUGCAGGUGGUUCAGUGUCUAGAAGAGUGGAUUCUCAGGCUAAAAUACCAAUACCGCCGUACGUAUCAGUGUCAAGAACUCAGUCCUCCUCAACAGUACUGAACCACCCAGAGUCGACACCUGCAAAUUCUAUGUCUGUUAAUCGUACUACAGACACGGAAAGUAUUCAGAAGAAGCCUUCUAUAGAAUUAAUAGAUUUAAAUUAA